This is a messenger RNA of Notothenia coriiceps (black rockcod), 2119 nucleotides long. Its product is annotated as TGF-beta receptor type-2-like. The coding region runs from base 1 to 1452 and encodes 483 amino acids. Gene Ontology annotation, molecular function: ATP binding; transmembrane receptor protein serine/threonine kinase activity. Gene Ontology annotation, cellular component: signaling receptor complex; plasma membrane. The record is from RefSeq and is a predicted model, not a curated record. NCBI's taxonomy places the organism in Eukaryota, Metazoa, Chordata, Actinopteri, Perciformes, Nototheniidae. Gene Ontology annotation, biological process: cellular response to growth factor stimulus; heart development; protein phosphorylation. The transcript has 6 exons.
AUGUAUGUAUGUAAAGAUGAUUAUCCCUCCCCCCCCCCAGGGUUCUCUCGGCUCCAGAGUAAGGAUGUGCUCCCGGUGGUGGUGGUGAGUCUGGUUCCUCCGGUCCUGGUGGCCCUGGUCGCUGCCGCCGCCUUCUACUUCUACCGGACGCACCGGCCAGAUAAACCCCGCCCGCCUCCUGCUCGCCCCGCAUGGCCCACCAAGCGUACCCCCGAUCUGUACCAGGCCUUCGGAGAGGGGGGGUGGAGGCUGAGGAUGGGAACUGAAACAGGUAAGGGUCAUCCUCCCAACGACGACAUGCUCUCCGAUGUGACGGACUGGCGGGACCAUCAACUGGAACCCCUGCCCAUCAAACUGGAGGUGCUGGUGGGGAAGGGCAGGUUUGCGGAGGUGUGGAAGGCAUGUCUUCUGGAGGGCCGGGUGGGCGGAGUUAACUGCUACGAGACGGUAGCGGUGAAGGUGUUUCCCGCCGUAGAGUUCGCCUCCUGGAGAAACGAGUGCUACAUCUUCUCCGACCCGACGCUGCAGCACGAUAACGUGGUUCGGUUCCUGGCGGCCGAAGAGAGGGGGCCGCCGGGACACAGGAAGUACUGGCUGGUGUUGGCCUAUCACAGCAUGGGGAACCUGCAGGACUUCCUGUCUGCUCACACUCUGAGCUGGGAGGAGCUGGUGUGCAUGGCAGGAAGCAUCGCCAGAGGGUUAGCUCACCUGCAUAGCGACACCACGCCCAGCGGGGUGCCAAAGGUGCCGGUUGCCCACCGGGACCUGAAGAGCAGUAACCUGGUGGUGAAGAGCAGGAGGGAGUGCGCUCUGGUGGACUUCGGUCUGGCGCUGAGACUCGACCUCUCGCUCACCGUGGACGUCUUCGCCAACAGCGGACAGGUGGGCACCGCCCGCUACAUGGCUCCGGAGGUGCUGGAGUCCAGAGUGAACCUGGAGGACCUGGAGGCCUUCAAACAGAUGGACGUCUACUCCAUGUCUCUGGUUCACUGGGAGAUGGCCUCCCGCUGCCAGGCCAUCGGAGAGGUGAAGAGCUACGAGCCGGCGUUUGGCUCCCAGGUGUGUGAGCAGCCCUGUGUGGACAGCAUGAGGGAUCUGGUGCUGAGGGACCGAGGACGACCCGACAUCCCGACAGCCUGGACCCAGAACCAGGGGAUGAGCGUCUUCUGCUCCACCAUCACUGAGUGCUGGGAUCACGACCCCGAGGCCCGGCUGACGGCUCACUGCGUGGUGGAGAGACUCACCGUCCUGGAGGAAGAGGAAGAGGAGGAAGGACAGGAAGGAGAGGAGGUACCGGAUAGAGAGGAAGACGUAGAGACAGAAAAGGACUCAGAAAAAGAAGACAAUGACCAGCGUCCGUCCUCCUCUUCCUCCUCCUCCUCCUCCCUACAGAUCCCUCAGACAGGGGAGGUAUCCCAUGAUUCCCUGGGAAACACUCGGUCUGCGGUGUGAGUGCACAUGGAUGUAUAAAGAGAACUGGAAACAGCGUUGGAGGCGGGACCUCGUUCAUUCCUAGUAGAACUGCUCAGUGGCGUGUGAAGACAGAACGUCCUGACGCUCUCCAGAGCAAAGCGCCAUAACACGACCCAUAUGUGGGAAGAUUGAGCCAUCAGUCCAUCCUCUCGAGAGCUCAGAUGUUCUUAAGCCCCGCCUCCUGUCAUUCAAUUCAGAUGAGUGGAGAGAGAAAAUAACUCUGGAUUCAGCUUUUAGUGCAGUUUAUAACUUUUAUAAACCCAAUGAUUUAAAUAAGGUGUAAGAGCCAUUUUAAUGCAAGGUCAUGUUUGGGUUGAAACAAUUGUGUGUUAUUCACUGUGUGUGCCAUAGGGUGUCGCUGUGCUAUUACCUACGGCCAUAUAAGGUGUGUGUUGUCACAGGAUUGGGUGUGUCUGGGCAUUUGGUUUUUGACCGCCGCAGCAGUGUGUGAGUACCGCAACGAUUGUAUGUUCGGGCCUACCGAUUCAUCAUUGAAGACAACAACAACAACAGAGCUAUCCACACAGCAUGCAUGAGAGAAACAAAUGCGUCAGUUCCGAGAAAAACGUACGGCCACUUUUGGGGGAAAACAACGCUGUCAUUAGUACGGCGGUCAAUUCAAAUUCUGAAGUUUUUGCCAAUCCGA